CGGAUCCGAAGAUGUCGCCAUUUUCAAUUUUCAUUGUUCAGAAUUCCGACGACUUUCUCAUAAAUCUUUGGCUGCUCCAUCCAUCCCACUUUUCUUUGCUUUCAAUCGUUUUCAGGUGUGUGAGAAAUGACGGACGAGGUUGUUCUGUUGGAUUUCUGGCCCAGCAUGUUUGGGAUGAGGGUGAGGGUCGCGCUGGCUGAGAAGGGGAUCAACUACCAGUACAAGGAGCAGGACCUGAAGAACAAGAACGAGCUGCUUCUCAAGAUGAACCCGGUUCACAAGAAGAUCCCGGUUCUCAUCCACAACGGUAAAGCGGUCUGUGAAUCCCUCGUCAUCGUUCAGUACAUUGACGAGGUCUGGAACGACAGGUCUCCGUUGCUGCCCUCUGAUCCUUACCAGAGAGCUCAAGCCAGGUUCUGGGCUGAUUUCGUUGAGCAGAAGGCGGUGUAUGCUGUUGGAAAGAAGUUGUUUUCCACAAAAGGAGAAGAGCAGGAGGCAGCAAAGAAGGAAUUCUUGGAAAUAUAUAAGACAUUGGAGAGAGAGCUUGGUGACAAGCCUUACUUUGGGGGUGAAACAUUUGGGUUUGUCGACAUUGCUCUCAUCACAUUCUACAGCUGGUUCUAUGUGUUUGAGACUUUUGGAAAAUUCAGCAUGGAGGCAGAGUGCCCCAAGAUCAUUGCAUGGGCUAAGAGGUGCCUGCAGAAGGAGAGUGUCGCCAAGUCUCUUCCUGACCAGAAGAAGGUUUAUGAGCUUGCCUUGGAGUUGUUUGGACUAAAGUAAUGGUAGUCGUGUUUGUCGUUUGAAGUUGUUGGAUUGUGUUGUUAUCGUGCACAAUGAUGAAUAAUAUGGAAUUGAAAAGCAUGUUGUAUGGUGUGUGUCCUAAGUGAUAUCUCAGAAGAGCAUGUUUUAUAUUAAA
Molecule: messenger RNA, 916 nt
Organism: Corylus avellana
Lineage: Eukaryota; Viridiplantae; Streptophyta; Magnoliopsida; Fagales; Betulaceae
Source: RefSeq, a predicted model, not a curated record